GGUGACGAAAAGUGUUUCCAGUGACGCGCCUUUAUAAAAGCUACGAGCUUGGCAACUCCCUUACUGUACACUGACUGCCGCUGCUGAUUUAAACAUCUUGGAGCUACUUCCUUACAGAGAUGUUUCGGGGUGCGUGCCUGCUGCUUGCAGCGCUUUGCGCGCAGUGGCAGGUGAAUGCCCAAUUUCUGAGCAGGGCGAGCCUUGAACAGGCUGUCAACGCCGCCAUCACUAAGGUGGACUCGGCAUAUGAAUACUCAAGACAAGAGUGCCUUGAUCGUGUCAGACGCAAUGGAGCCAGACCUCAGGAUGUGUUGCGCUUUUUCAAGCAACCUAUGGGACUCACCCGUGAGGUGGCCCGAUCUGCUGAUUACAUGGACGCCACACUGAAUAUUGUCAAAAGGUCGGCAGAAAGACGUCAAAGACGUUCCAUCAACGCCACAGAUUUGCUGUCUGAGGAAGAUCUGGAGUUCAUUGCAGAACUGACAGGCUGCUCACCUCGACAGCGCAUGCCCUCUUGCAAGACAAUUCCCAACCUGAACGUCUUUCGUACCAUAAGUGGCGUCUGCAACAACGAGCACAAUCCUCGAUGGGGAGCCUCUAACAUACCAUUCGUACGCUGGCUUCCGGCUGAGUACCAGGACGGAAUCUCGGUGCCCCGAGGAUGGGACCCGAUUAAAAUCAAUGGCUUCCUUCUUCCUUUGGUAAGAGAAGUGUCCAAUCGUAUCCUGACCACAGCCAACAGCGAUAUAGUGAGCGACUCAGUCUUUACUCAUCUGUUGCCCUCCUUUGGACAAUGGACAGACCACGACCAGACCUUAGCGCCACAUUCCCCGGUAAUCCGUUCAUUCAGCAACGGUCUGGAUUGCGACGAGAGCUGUGAGCGCACCGAGCCUUGCUUCCCUAUUUUGAUUCCCAAGAAUGGCCCGCGCUUUGGCAAGCAGGAGUGCAUCCCUUUUUUCCGAUCAACGGCAACAUGUGGAUCCGGCCCCACGGGGGCCAUCUUUGGCGGUGCCACUGUGCGCCAACAACUGAACUCCCUCACAUCCUACAUUGAUGGAAGUCAGGUGUACGGCUCGGAUGACGAAAAAGCUCUGGAGCUCCGUGACCUCACCACAGAUCUGGGCUUGUUGAGGGUUAAUGAAGAGUUUACUGACAACGGCAGAGAACUGCUACCCUUUACCAAGAUGAUGGCCAAUGUGUGUGCAACCCGAGCUCGCAUCACCAAUGACAAAAAUGCCAAGGAAGUGCUUUGCUUUUUGGCAGGUGAUGAACGUUCCAACGAGAACGUUAUUUUGACUUCGCUGCACACGCUCUUUUUACGUGAUCACAACCGUCUGGCUCGAGCCCUGGCGAAAUUAAAUCCUGACUGGAAUGGAGAGAGACUGUACCAGGAAGCCCGCAAGAUUGUGGGAGCCCAACUCCAGAUUAUUACAUUCAGAGACUACAUCGGCUACAUUGUUGGUCCUGAAGUUUUAGCGAAGCAGCUCUCUACCUACCCUGGCUACGAUAAAUUCAUCGACGCCACAAUUUCCAACGUAUAUGCAACAGCUGCCUAUCGAUACGGCCACUCGAUGAUUCAGCCAUUUGUUUUCCGUCUCGACGCGUCCUAUGAGGAUCACCCGUUGUACCCCUCUCCAUUGCUGCACACAGCCUUGAACACACCAUGGAGGAUUGUCUUUGAAGGUGGUAUAGACCCAAUCAUGAGGGGCCUUGUGGGUCGGCAGGCCAAGUUGAACGUUCAGGAUGCCAUCAUUACUGAUCAGCUGAGAGAUUUGCUGUUUAGAUUCUCUUUUGAGAUGGCGCUGGAUCUGGCCUCUCUCAAUAUGCAGCGGGGACGUGACCACGGACUCCCUGGAUAUAACCAAUGGCGCAAGUUCUGUGGUCUGUCACAACCAAGAAAUCUGGAGGAACUGGCUGACGUGCUGAGAAAUAAGGAAUUGGCGAUGAAGCUUCUGGAUCUGUACGGCACACCUGAUAACAUUGAUCCGUGGCUCGGAGGAAUUACAGAGCCUCUGGUGAAAGGAGGAAGAGUUGGACCCUUGUUUGCCUGCCUGAUUGCAAUUCAAUUCCGCAAUGCUAGAUCGGGAGACAGAUUUUGGUGGGAGAAUGAUGGAGUAUUCACAAGGGCCCAGAGAGCCUCUCUGUUGACGACGUCGAUGUCUCGCAUUAUCUGUGACAACACUGGCAUCACAGAAAUUCCAAACCAACCGUUCCUGUUCCGGCCACGUGGUGACGGUUACACUGACUGCCGUUACAUCCCGGAGUUUGACCUCACUCCAUGGAAAGAAACCCCGUAUGGAUUUCCUGACACCAUACCAGGCACCAAGCCCAAUCCAGCUCCCUGGACAGCAUGGUCAGCCUGGUCACCCUGGUCAGGAAUGGCACCUGGAGGUUAUGGACCUCCUGGACCUCCAGGAUAUGGACCUCCUGGACCUCCAGGAUAUGGACCUCCUGGACCUCCAGGAUAUGGACCUCCUGGACCUCCAGGAUAUGGACCUCCUGGACCUCCAGGAUAUGGACCUCCCGGACCUCCAGGAUAUGUACCUCCUGGACCUCCAGGAUAUGGACAUCCUGGACCCCCUGGACCUCCAGGACCUCCAGGAGCCCCGGGAUCCUUUAGCUCUGAGAAAAUGGCUUUCUCUGUACGGCUGAGCAAUAAUUUCCCCAGACCCGGUAUUCCUAUCCCCUUCCAAGAGGUCAUCUAUAAUGGGCAGAACAGCUAUGACAUCAACACAGGCAUAUUUACUUGCAUGUAUCCAGGAGUGUAUGAAUUUCAGUUCUCCUGCACCAUCUUUGAGCAUGCGGCGAGUGUGGAUCUGAUGCGUAACGGAGAAAUCAUUUUGCACUCAUUUACCACCAAGCAGGAAGGUUACAUCUCAGCCAGUGGAAGCACAUACAUUAAGCUGAAAAGGGGAGACAAAGUAUGGCUUAUAGCUAACUUUGGUGGCAAUGGUCUGACAAGAGACAGCUACUUCAAUGGGCAUUUGCUCUUUACUGAGGACUAAUCACUAGUACAAAACAUCUUGAAGAAUAGUUACAAAUGGAAAAGCUCAUGUGCUCACGUUUUGUCCUGUUGAAUACAAACGCAAAAAUACUGUAGAAUUUGCAUUGACCCCCAUUUUUUUAAAAGUUUGGUUUAAUUUCAUCAAUAGCUAGCUAGCUAGAUAGAUAGAUAGAUAGAUAGAUAGAUAGAUAGAUAGAUAGAUAGAUAGAUAGAUAGAUAGAUAGAUAGAUAGAUAGAUAGAUACUGCCUUCAUCCAGGGCGUGUACAAAUGUUGCGCUUGUUUUGUGUGUGUGUGUGUGUGUGUGUGUGUGUGUGUGUGUGUGUGUGUGUGUGUGUGUGUGCGGGUGUGUGUGUGUAUACAUAUAUCUUACAGCUGCAUAUUACUUGUGCUAUGUGAUAUUGUGUUCUCCUUCUUUGAAAAGAAUUCAUCAUUUUAAAAUAUUUUCUUUUUCCCCCUCUUCCGAAACAAUGACUUCCCACAUGUCAUAGGAUAUUUUUGACAGGAGCACAACUGAAUCAUCUUGAGAGAAAAGCUAUUCUUUUCUGCUUUGUUGCCAUAAUUAAAUUGAAUGAAUAUGCCAAUAAAUAUAUAAAUACAG
Molecule: messenger RNA, 3603 nt
Organism: Hippocampus zosterae (dwarf seahorse)
Lineage: Eukaryota; Metazoa; Chordata; Actinopteri; Syngnathiformes; Syngnathidae
Product: eosinophil peroxidase-like
Exons: 16
Coding region: 120-3005 (961 amino acids)
Biological process (GO): response to oxidative stress
Molecular function (GO): peroxidase activity; heme binding; protein binding
Source: RefSeq, a predicted model, not a curated record